GUGCUUGUCCCUGGCCGCCCACAGCCCAAGGGCACUCACUCACUCCACACUCCCCACUCCGCACUCGCUGGCAGCACGGCACCACCUCUCCCCGCCACUCGCGUCCGUCUCCCGGCACCAGCAAGAGCGCCCCGCCACACCGCUCCAGGCAGGCGACCUCGACUCGCAGGAUGGACACCGCGUUCGAUGACAGCGUCACCAAGGAGAGGAAGAGACAGGCGCAGAUGAUCGCCCGGGGCCUGCAAGGCGACGACGCAGAUGAGGACCUGGGCAAGAAGAUCAGCGUGCCCAAGGAGAUCAUGCUGGAGGAGCUGUCGCUGCACUCCAACAGGGGCUCGCAGAUGUUCCAGCGGAGGCAGAGGAGGGUGGAGAAGUUCACCUACGAGACGAUCGCCAGCGAGGCCUGCGUGGACGGCCAGGACGGAGAGCUGGUGGCGGGAGAGCCGCUGGGCCCGGGCCACGUGAACGGGGGCACAGAUGGAGGCACCGUGAGCAACCAGGACGGCACCGACCCGGACGCCCUCGCCCCAGGCCACGCGGCGCCCGGGCAGCAGCCGGAGCCGUUCAACAUCACGGCCAUGCCGCGCAUCUACCGCUCGCCCUGGGAGCAGGCCAUCGGCGACGACCCCGAGCUGCUCGCCUCCGUCCAUCCCAGCAUGGCACAGCCGGGGCCGGCAGCCGACAAGGCGAGCUUUAAGAGCUUCAACAGGCUGGCCACGCCGUACGGCGGCUUUGAGAACGCAUCACAAGUCACCGUGUUCCACAUGCCCAAGCUGGAGCUGCCGCCCCUGGAGCCGUCCUCCGACGGGGGCUUCCUCGGGUCCGACGGGCUCACGGCGCGGCCCACCUUCAACCGCACGCCGCAGGGCUGGAGCGGGCCCAGCGGGGAGCUCAGCCUGGGCAUCAACCUGGAGCUCGCCCCCUUCGGAGACGGCUCCGAGUCCGAGGACCUGUAGGGUCGGCGAGCGAGAGCGACGACGACGUCGUCAUCGUCAUGGUCUCACAGUCGUCAACCGGCCAGUCGAUCCAACCGUGAAGGCCUCCCCCCCCCCCCCCGGCCGCCGCCACCUCUCACGGGUCUGGGCUCGUGCCCGACCCUGCGGGGCUCUCUGCUGAUCGAGAGAGUCCCGUCAUUGAGAGGCGAAGUCAGAAAACGGGCGAUAACGCCUCCUUCCCCACACAUCUGUCCCUCCACAUAAAAAAAACACCUUUUUUUCAUAUCCAAUCAGCCGCACGGCCCUCUGGGAGUGCAUCAUUGUCAGCAGCAUUGGUUUAGCGUAAGCAAAACUCUGGACCGGUUUUGACACGCAGUCUCAUCGGCAGAGCAAAGCUUCCUUGAACCUGAUGAGAUUUGGAAAAAAAUACUUUAUAUAUGUUGUUUUACAUCAAGGGAUGUAUAUGGGAAGGAGGCGAAUUGUCUGCUCAUUUUAUUUUAUUCAUUGUAUUUUUGCACGAUGAGGCUCGUGAUGAUUGUCAUGAUGGCCGCGUGAUUCGACAUCGAUCGCAAUCGGUGAUUAGAUUUAAAAACCCAAAACGAAAUAGCAGCGCUAAUUAAAUUAAUUACUCAUGACGCUCACAAAAACCCUGAGAAGCCAGAGCAAGCGACACCUUCACCGGCCUCGCAACUCCGCAGUCCCAGUAAGCAGGCCUUAAUAAGAUCUCUCCUUCUGCUUUAACGAGAUCCGAUGAAUACAGAUUCCAACGAGUAA
This is a messenger RNA of Lethenteron reissneri (Far Eastern brook lamprey), 1709 nucleotides long. Its product is annotated as myozenin-2-like. The record is from RefSeq and is a predicted model, not a curated record. NCBI's taxonomy places the organism in Eukaryota, Metazoa, Chordata, Hyperoartia, Petromyzontiformes, Petromyzontidae. Gene Ontology annotation, molecular function: telethonin binding; FATZ binding; actin binding. Gene Ontology annotation, cellular component: Z disc; actin cytoskeleton.